AUGUUCGGGCUAGUUAAAGCUGGGGGGCGCGGGGCGCUGGGGUGCAGACUGCAGCACAAGUACAGCACGGAGUCGCAACCACAGCACACAACUCAGUCGGAAUCGUGCCUCAGCUUGGGCGGCUGCAGACGGUCGUGCUCGCAAUGCGCUCACUUUUCUCGGACGCCGCCAGUACACGUCCGCACGCUGUUUUGGUGCUUGCUGUCGCUCCGAUGUGAUCGACUUGUGCUCGCAGCCGACAACCCAUACUACAUGGAUUUUAUCAUCCUCAAGGUCAAUGGGACUGACGUAAGCAGCUUCCCACACGAAGAUGCAGUUAGGGCAUUCCUCACCGCACAAGAACCCAUUGUUGUUGAAGUUAAAAGAAGAAUAUCGGAGUCGCCAUCCGAAAGAAGUCCUACUAGUAAACUGAUCUCAACAGGUUGCCAAACGGAACUUUCCGGCUUGACGUGGCUCGAAGAUAACUCGCUGGACUGUUUGACACAUGAUAUAGACUUGGAGGAAGUGACGUUACGAAAAUGUAGCAGCGACGAGAAGCUGGGACUAACAGUUUGCUACAGCUCCGGCUCCGAAGCCGACACUUGCACGGAAGUGUAUAUUAGAGAUAUAGCACCCCAAAGUGUCGCCGACAGGGAUGGCAGAUUACGGCAAGGUGAUCAAAUUUUACAAGUCAACGGAAAAGACGUCGCUAAUAAAGAAGAAACUGAAUCCCUGUUCGCCGAGAACAAGAAAGCUGUGACUUUAUUGGUUAGCAGAUGCUAUAAUAGGAGCGAGGAAUAUUUGGAUGCUGAACCCAUCGACGCUAUAUCUCCCGGAGGGCGCAGCGCGGCUUACCAGAACAGCUUGAUAGAACAAUUAGUACAACAACAGACCGAAUCUCAGCAUUCCCCUCGAAACGAUGCGGCUCCCAAAGUUCCUCCACAUUUCAUCCAAGAGCGACUCAAUCUCACCAAUAGUCUAGUACGUUCCAAAAUGGAUUCCAUUAACCACGAAAUAUCGGAACUCGACCAUCGAAUGCAGAACAUCCAGUUAGUCAAGAUCGAUAAGAGGAAACCCCCGCAGUUACCGCACAUACCGGCUCCGCCCGAGUCAGACACUGAACACAUCUACGAGACCAUCCCCGAGUCCGUCGACUCAGAAAUGGAACCCAUUUACUCUUGCCCUUACGAGGCAGAAGAGCACAACAUGAUCGAACAGUGGCUGAAGGCGCAAGAGCAGGGCUGGAACUCUCAAAGCAAGGAAGCCGCCGCCAAAGAGAACAAAAAACAGCGAUGUAAGUCAUCAAAAAGUAACAGCAGUGGUGAGGAACAUGAGAAUAGUUCGAGUGCUUACAACACCGGUGGUUCUUGUAAUAGUAAUCCUUUAACUUUCGAGCUAGCGUGUAGUCAGGAUUCGAAGCAGAAGGAUACCUACAGAUCGACGCUUAUUUUGUGUCCUCCGCCGGAGAAAGAAGACGUUCCCAAAGACAAAGAGCAAGUGGAGACUUGCGACGCGUGCAAACAACAAGCUAGUUCCAAGAAGAAGACUAAAGCGGUAGCGAAAACUAACAGUCCGUCGUCACCUACUACUAGGUUGGGGGCGGGCAUCACUCCCGCCCACAUUCUUUCGGAUACCAUGUACACAAACGUAGCCAACUUGCAGCAAACCAUGCUUUUGCAACAGCAGCUUUUCAGACAAGCUUUAGUCCAGAAUACGAUCGAUGUAGCGGCGAAACCCACCACGAGUUUCACUUCACCUAGUCUAAGUCAGUAUCAGUUUGUGAGCGGCUCACAGACUUAUACAACGCAACCAGAAACCGCUACUUUAGAAACCCGAAUGGAAUGGAAAGUCAAACGCAGGCCAGACGGUACUAGAUACAUCGCGCGGCGACCAGUCAGAAACAGGAUCUUGAAGAAUCGAGCUCUGAAAAUCUCUGAAGAAAGAGCUGGAUUGACGACUGAAGACGACACCAUUUCUGAGCUAAAGAUCGGGCGGUACUGGACAAAGGAAGAGCGCAAGAAGCAUCUAGAGAAAUCCAAAGAGAGGAAGCAGAGGCAGGAGAUUUUGAUGGCGUCGAGGAACAUCGAAGAGAAUGGCGAACUGGUGGUACACAAGCCUGUGGAGAAGGUUCAUUCUUUUUCGUCGAAGAAGGCAGCGAAUAAUCUUGAUAACACGGUGAAGAAGCAUAAGAGUAAAAGGGUGCAUAAGGAAGGAUAUGAUAAUUUUCCAACGGUGCAAGAAAUGAUCGUGCACGGACCCAAAGUCCCCACUUCCAACAGCAAGAUGAUGGGACUGUUGUCCGUGACAACUGUUUAAUUUAAUCGUUUAUGGAGCUUGCUUUGUAUCCACUUAUUGCUUUCCUUAGGCAAUUUUAAGCUAAUUCCAAUUUUCAAAUAUUUACCAAAUACAUGAGUGAAUCGAUUUGAUGAUUUUUAUGUGAGAAAUUUGUUGCCUAUAGUAUCCCAAUGUGAUGUUUCUAAGUUAGUGUACAUAUCAGAUAAAUUACUAUAAAUAUAUUUCAUAAUUAUUACCUAUUUAGAUGUUUAGAAUGUUUAAAUACGUGUGUGUAAAUAAAUAUUAUAAUA
This is a messenger RNA of Zophobas morio, 2564 nucleotides long. It is a transcript of the gene Slip1, whose product is annotated as SLo interacting protein 1. Gene Ontology annotation, molecular function: protein binding. NCBI's taxonomy places the organism in Eukaryota, Metazoa, Arthropoda, Insecta, Coleoptera, Tenebrionidae. The record is from RefSeq and is a predicted model, not a curated record. The transcript has 8 exons. Bases 1 to 2295 code for a protein of 764 amino acids.